This is a messenger RNA of Mucor mucedo, 1053 nucleotides long. RefSeq lists its product as uncharacterized. Gene Ontology annotation, cellular component: early endosome membrane; late endosome membrane; extrinsic component of endosome membrane. Bases 1 to 1053 code for a protein of 350 amino acids. The record is from RefSeq and is a predicted model, not a curated record. Gene Ontology annotation, molecular function: phosphatidylinositol 3-kinase regulator activity; protein binding. The transcript is spliced from 8 exons. Gene Ontology annotation, biological process: early endosome to late endosome transport. Lineage: Eukaryota; Fungi; Mucoromycota; Mucoromycetes; Mucorales; Mucoraceae.
AUGAAUUCACUUUAUCAAGUGGAUGAGCUUGUCAAAGAGUACUUGCUGGUCGAGAAGAUUAUCGAGGAAUUAUUAGGUGCGAUUGCCAAUGGUGAUAUCCAAGCAUUAAUCGAUUAUUAUCGCUAUUUGGAUGUUCGAUUUUUUUCUCGGUUAGAUAGUCGAUUUCAACCACUCCCCUAUAUCAAGAAUCCAUCCAAUGACUCCACUUUUGAAACAUUCUUUUCGAAACAAUGGGUGGAUAAUUAUACCAUAUCUCUUCACAACUUUCUUGCCACCACCUUUCAAAAUAUGCGCAAUCUACUCUCGUUCAAUAUCGACCGUAUCCAACGCAAAACCCAACAAGGCGAAAUUGAAACCCUCAAAUCCACCGUGGAAAACCAAAAGGCCACGUUAGAAUCUCGAGAGAAUGAUAUUGCAAAGUUGAAACAUCAAGUAGCAGAAACAAGGAAAGAAAUGACGGAUGGUAUAUCCAUGAUUCGUCGUCGUGCCGCCUCUUCUUCCACAGACCAUCACUUAUUAAAACCCACAACCUCUACUGCACUACCUAGAAAAUCCAAUUCAGAAUCCACUCAACAUUUGGCACCCAUCGAACAUGAAGAACCCUUUCUUAUUGUCAGUCAGGAUGAAUUUGCAGAACAUGCGUCAGCUAUCACGCAUGCCAAAUUCUCGAGUGAGGGAGAACUCAUUGCCAGUUGUGAUAUGGAUAACAUUGUGCGCAUCUGGAGUUAUAAAGGUCAAUCCUUCAACCCACUCAAAAUCAAAAAUACCAGCUCCAAUGUGCUAUCUCUCGAAUGGGAUGCACGCUCGGAUCGAUUUGUAAAAUUCAUCAUGGACGAUCAUUACCCUUGGGUCAACCAAUUAUCUUCCAGUCCCAUUGAACCCAUUUUUGUUUGUGCUGGAUCGGGUAAUAAAAUUCAUCCGGGAAGUAACACGUCGUCAAGCGCUUUGGUUGCCUGGAGCAUGAAAACCAUGUCAGCCUGUUUGAACCAUAACGGUCAAAUGCUGGUAGCGGGUGAUACGGAUGGAUUGAUGCGCAUUUUUGGUAAGUCUUGA